Malus domestica (apple) is the source of this 1802-nucleotide messenger RNA. RefSeq names its product auxin transporter-like protein 3. Lineage: Eukaryota; Viridiplantae; Streptophyta; Magnoliopsida; Rosales; Rosaceae. Gene Ontology annotation, cellular component: membrane. Gene Ontology annotation, molecular function: amino acid transmembrane transporter activity. The record is from RefSeq and is a predicted model, not a curated record. Gene Ontology annotation, biological process: amino acid transmembrane transport.
CUAAAGCUUAAGGAGAGUGGAAAGAGUGAAAAGAAGCACUCCCUCUAUUUAUUUAUAGACUACUCAUCCACUCAUCCAUUGCUUCUUCCUCCCACACCAACACCACCAAAACUAUAACAAUGGCUUCCGAGAAGGUUGAGACUGUUAUAGCCGGAAACUACGUCGAAAUGGAAAGGGAACAGAGUGAUGCCCAGACAAGUGCUAAGAGCAAGCUAUCAACAUUUCUUUGGCAUGGUGGCUCAGCAUAUGAUGCAUGGUUUAGCUGCGCUUCUAACCAGGUUGCUCAAGUGCUUCUCACACUGCCAUACUCAUUUUCCCAACUGGGUUUGUUAUCUGGAAUACUAUUUCAGCUUUUUUAUGGAUUGAUGGGAAGCUGGACUGCUUACCUCAUCAGUUUACUAUAUGUCGAGUACAGAACUAGAAAGGAGAGAGAAAAGGUGGAUUUUAGGAACCAUGUAAUUCAGUGGUUUGAAGUUCUUGAUGGGCUUUUGGGAAAACAUUGGAGGAAUGUAGGCCUUUUUUUCAACUGCACUUUUCUUCUCUUUGGAUCUGUAAUUCAGUUAAUUGCCUGUGCAAGUAACAUCUACUACAUAAACGACAAUCUCGACAAGAGAACUUGGACUUACAUCUUUGGAGCUUGCUGUGCUACAACUGUCUUCAUCCCCUCAUUCCAUAAUUACCGAAUUUGGUCAUUUUUGGGCCUUAUUAUGACUACUUACACUGCUUGGUAUCUCACCAUUGCUUCCCUUAUCCAUGGGCAGGUUGAGGGAGUGAAGCACUCUGGUCCAAGCACAAUGGUUCUAUACUUUACUGGGGCUACCAACAUUCUCUACACAUUUGGUGGACAUGCUGUUACAGUGGAAAUUAUGCAUGCAAUGUGGAAGCCACAAAAGUUCAAGUUAAUAUACUUGAUGGCAACACUGUAUGUGCUGACCUUAACCCUACCAUCUGCGUCUGCUGUGUACUGGGCUUUCGGGGACAAUCUCUUGACUCAUUCCAAUGCCCUAGCCAUGCUUCCAAAGACUAGGUUUAGAGACACUGCAGUAGUCCUAAUGCUCAUUCAUCAGUUUAUCACAUUUGGAUUUGCUUGCACUCCUUUGUACUUUGUGUGGGAGAAAUUCAUUCAAAUGCAUGAGACCAAGAGCAUGGUGAAGAGGGCACUGGCGAGGCUCCCAGUGGUGAUCCCGAUAUGGUUCCUUGCCAUCAUUUUCCCAUUCUUUGGGCCCAUCAACUCAACUGUUGGAUCUCUUCUUGUCAGCUUUACUGUCUACAUAAUUCCUGCUUUAGCUCACAUGGUCACCUUUGCUUCUGCAUCUGCUAGAGAGAAUGCUGUGGAGAAACCACCAUCAUUCUUAGGAGGCUGGGCAGGAUCAUACACCAUGAACAUCUUUGUGGUGGUAUGGGUUUUGAUAGUGGGAUUUGGGUUUGGAGGAUGGGCAAGCAUGCUCAACUUCAUAAACCAAGUUAACACAUUUGGUCUAUUCACAAAGUGCUACCAAUGCCCCCCUCACAAAGCUUGAGUAGUAGAUUCCCCUACUUUUUCCAAAAGUUUUUUAACAAUCUUAAGAUACAUAUGUAAGUGUGUGUAAAGAGAUUGGCAUUUGCAACCCUUUCUUUUCUUUUCUUUUUUCCUUACUUGAUUUGUAUUAUUAUUAUUUUUAUAUAUUUUAGCUAUUUUGUGAGACCUAUUGUUGAUGGCUUUUUCAGAAAAGGUGUGAUGGCAAUUAUCAUGGCCACCCGUAUACAGACCCUACAGUUGUACCCUUAUGUGUUGAUUAAUUAAUCUUCUUUUAAUUAACAAA